GUCUGUCGGCUGGAUGGCGGCAAAGAACCACAACAUAUUUGGUUUAUUUCAUAUUUACAUUUGCAAGAUCAGGUUUUGUACAGUAUGGGAAAUCUAUUCUAUUCUUACCAAUGUCUUUUUGGUUGGCUUUUUUUUUUUUUUUUUUUUUUUUUUUCUUCUUCUGUGUGGUUGGUUUUGUUUUUGAUCAGUUCUGUCUCUGUUCGAUUCUCUGCUCCUGCCUUUCCUUCACCAGGUGGAAUGAGGGUAGUUGUGCGAGUCACCACUCUUGAAAAGUACUGCUGCAUUGGCAUGCUGAUAGAAAUAAUUGCAUCGGUAUAUAGAUAUAUCUAACGUGUUUCUUUAAUUACUGUUAUUUCUCACUACGCGAUAACGGUAUUGAUUUGUAGAU
This is a messenger RNA of Aspergillus steynii IBT 23096, 388 nucleotides long. RefSeq lists its product as uncharacterized. The transcript has a single exon. The record is from RefSeq and is a predicted model, not a curated record. NCBI's taxonomy places the organism in Eukaryota, Fungi, Ascomycota, Eurotiomycetes, Eurotiales, Aspergillaceae. The coding region runs from base 85 to 330 and encodes 81 amino acids.